Molecule: messenger RNA, 1481 nt
Organism: Nelumbo nucifera (sacred lotus)
Lineage: Eukaryota; Viridiplantae; Streptophyta; Magnoliopsida; Proteales; Nelumbonaceae
Source: RefSeq, a predicted model, not a curated record
GUUUUAAGUUUAACCUUCCCCGGGUUUCCCCCCUACUCUCCCUACCCCGGCACCCGUGCGAGAAAAAAGAAGAUACCAUUGUAUAUACUUUUACAGAUAAAGCAUUAAGAAAACCUAGGACAAGGGGGACAGAACACAAGCAACGACCCCCAUAUUAAUUUGAUCCUGAAACGUGAAACUAAUUUGCAGACACAAGGUAAACUAUGGGAACAGGUGCUUCCAAGAACCCUGACAGCUCUCACGGCGGCGACCGAGAUGAUUGCCUGGACCAUGAUGGUGGUCAACUCUACAUCAGUCUGAAAAUGGAGAAUUUCAAACUCAAAGGCGAACUCAUCCCUCACAUUUAUGGCUCCGUCCCCCUUGUCGGCUCUUGGGAUUGCUCUAAAGCUCUUUCGAUGGAACGAGAGUCCAAGUCGAUGUGGGAAUUGAGCUUUGUUGUCCCCCCUAAUCACGAAACUUUGGAUUUCAAGUUCCUUUUGAAGCCAAAGCACAGUAAUGUCCCUUGUAUUGUUGAGGAGGGUCCGAACAGGCUCCUCACAAGGGGAACCUUGCAAGGUGAUGCUAGGCUGGCUUUAUUUAGGCUUAAUGGUGAUGAGGUGCUUGAGUAUCGUGUGUUCAUCAAAGCUGAUAGGGUCUCACCAUUUGAUCUCGCGGCUAGUUGGAGAGCUUAUAAGGAGAACCUUCAGCCUUCAACUGUUCGUGGAAUUCCUGAUGUUAGCAUCAAUGCAGCACCGGAUACUGGUGUUGAGAAUGGCUCUCCAGUAACUUUGGAGCUUGAUUUAGAACAUUAUGUCAUUCCGGCUCCCGUGACUUCUGCAAACUCAGCCCUGGUUUAUGCUGCUAAUAUGACGGAGAAUCCGAGAUCAUUAACUUGUGGUGGAACCUGGUCCAAUAGUUAUGGCUCAAGUAGUGCUUCGUAUUCCAAUAAGGCUGGUAGUGCCUUGGUUGAUCAAUCUCAAAGUAAAAAGGAAACAGAGGUCAUGGUCACAGAUUCUUCCAAAAUUUAUUCUACUUCUGGUAUGGUUGAAUCAAAGUCAGUUGGAACAUUUUCACCAUUGCAAAAGCAAGAUGGUCAGAGGGGACUCUUUGUCGAUAGGGGUGUAGGAUCUCCUAGGCUUGUGAAAUCAACUAGUGCAACUACCUUUGCUACUGAAUUAAAGCUGGAUACUGAAUCCAAGAAUGCCAUGCCAGCAGCUGCUGGAGCUGUUGCAGCCGCAGCUGUAGCUGAUCAGAUGCUUGGGCCAAAGGAGGAUAGACAUUUGGCAAUAGUUCUGGUUGGCUUACCAGCUCGUGGCAAGACUUUUACUUCAGCUAAGCUCACAAGAUACCUCCGCUGGUUGGGUCAUGACACAAAACACUUCAAUGUUGGGAAGUAUCGUCGCCUCAAGCAUGGAACAAAUCAGGUAUGCUUAAAUAUCUAUACUUUAUCAUCACAAAAUAACUACGUAUUUGUUAAAGUGCACAUUCUUAUGAGGAUUUGA